GAGGGGGGAAGUGGAGAAAGAGAGAGAGAAAAGCUUGGCCCGACUUACAAGUGGAGACGACGAAUAGGUAAAGAACGGAGCUUUAAAGAAACAUGCCAAGAAAACGGGCAUUAGAAAAAGGUGACAUUUUAAAAGCGAAACGGACAAAAGUUAGCCAUUGCUCCCACCAAAGUGAGCCAGGAUUGGUGUUGACCCUGGGACAAGGUGAUCUCGGACAGCUGGGCCUUGGACCAGAUGUGCUGGCACGGAAGAGGCCCGCCGUGGUGCAGCUCCCUGAGAAAAUUAUCCAAGCUGAGGCAGGCGGGGUUCAUACAGUGUGUCUGAGCGAAACAGGCAAGAUCUAUACUUUUGGCUGCAAUGACGAGGGGGCCCUGGGGAGGGACACUUCAGAGGAAGGGUCUGACGCUGUGCCGGGCUUGGUGGAUCUGAAGGAGAAGGUGGUGCAGGUGUCAGCGGGGGACAGCCACACGGCAGCGUUGACAGAAGAUGGACAUGUCUUCAUUUGGGGUGCUUUCCGGGAUGAAAAUGGCGUCAUUGGUUUACUAGCCCCUCCGAAAGGCGAAGAGAAUUUGGAGUCUAUCAAUGGCAGCUUAUUCCCAGUAGAACUACAGUUGGAUGUCCCAGUUGUUAAAAUUGCCUCUG
Messenger RNA from Thamnophis sirtalis, 642 nucleotides. Lineage: Eukaryota; Metazoa; Chordata; Lepidosauria; Squamata; Natricidae. The record is from RefSeq and is a predicted model, not a curated record.